AUGGCGCUGGUGGGGAAAGUGGCGGCGGUGACAGCGGCCACCGAUGGCAUCGGGCUAGCGGUGGCAGCGGCGCUAGGCGGGGCCGGCGCCCACGUGGUGCUGAGCUCGCGCCGGGCGGAUCACGUGGAGGCAGCGCUGGCGCGUCUGCGGGCGCUGGGGCUGGAGCACGUGACCGGCUGUGUGUGUCACGUGGGGCGGCCCCAGGACCGGCAGGCGCUGGUGCAGAAGGCUCUGGACACUUAUGGGGGCAUCGACAUCCUGGUGUCCAACGCGGCCACGAACCCCAUCAUGGGCAGCACCCUGGAGGCUGAGGAGGAGGCGUGGGAUAAGAUCUUCCAGGUGAACGUGACCGCAGCAGCCAUGUUGAUCCGCCUCGUGGUGCCCCACAUGGAGAAAAGGGGGGGAGGCUCCAUUGUGGUGGUGUCCUCGCUGGCCGGGUACAUGCCCUUCCCGGCGCUUGGGCCCUAUAGCGUGAGCAAGGCGGCGCUGCUGGGGCUGGUGAAGGCGCUGGGCCCGGAGCUGCGGCCCCACGGCAUCCGCAUCAAUGGGGUGGCCCCAGGGCUGAUCCGCACCCGCUUCAGCAGGGCCCUCUGGGAGGACGAGUCCAUGCAGAAGCGCGUGAUGGAAGCCAUGGGCAUCGACAGGCUGGGCUCCCCGGAGGACGUGGCCGGGAUCGUGACCUUCCUGUGUUCUCCCGCCGCCGCUUACAUCACCGGGGAGACCGUGGUGGUGGCGGGCGGCGCGGCCUCCCGCCUCUAAGGGGCGCUGCAGGGC
This is a messenger RNA of Pezoporus flaviventris, 774 nucleotides long. RefSeq names its product dehydrogenase/reductase SDR family member 4-like. The record is from RefSeq and is a predicted model, not a curated record. The transcript is spliced from 8 exons. Bases 1 to 759 code for a protein of 252 amino acids. Gene Ontology annotation, molecular function: carbonyl reductase (NADPH) activity. Lineage: Eukaryota; Metazoa; Chordata; Aves; Psittaciformes; Psittacidae.